Messenger RNA from Mollisia scopiformis, 2130 nucleotides. RefSeq lists its product as uncharacterized. Gene Ontology annotation, cellular component: membrane; cytoplasm; microtubule. Gene Ontology annotation, molecular function: GTPase activity; GTP binding; microtubule binding. The transcript has 4 exons. The record is from RefSeq and is a predicted model, not a curated record. NCBI's taxonomy places the organism in Eukaryota, Fungi, Ascomycota, Leotiomycetes, Helotiales, Mollisiaceae. The coding region runs from base 1 to 2130 and encodes 709 amino acids.
AUGCCUCUUCGCGGCAAGAAAGAGAAUUCUGCUACCCUUGCAGAUCCGGUCAUGCUGGAAAAGAUCGACAAGCUUUUUGCCUGCAAUGUUGGCAAUUACAUUGAUCUUCCCCAAAUUGUGGUUGUUGGGGAUCAGUCCAGUGGAAAGAGCUCGGGGUUGGAAGGCUUGACGGACUUGCCGUUUCCUCGAGACAGUACAUUGUGUACUCGGUUUGCCACUCAGAUCAUCUUCCGACGAUCAUCAACAAGCAAAAUCAGCGCCUGGAUUAUUCCUGCCAAGUCAGCCACAACAGAACAUAUAGAGCAGGUACGAACAUGGAGCAAAGAGAUCGAAACCUUGGACCAAAAGACCUUCACAGAGAUUAUGCACGAGGUUCAUAAAAUCAUGGAAAUUUCCAAUUCGGAUGACCCAGGUCGUUCGAAUACUUUCUCGGAGGACGUCCUGUGUCUAGAGGUAUCUGGACCCGAGCAGCAGCACUUCAGUGUGAUCGACGUUCCGGGAAUCUUCAAGAGAACGACGCAGGGGGUUACCAACAAAGCAGAUAUGCAAAUGGUCAAGUCUAUGGUGCAGGGCUACAUGGAGAAUCCGCGAUCUGUCAUUCUUGCCAUCAUUCCUGCCAACGUUGACAUCGCUACACAAGAGAUUUUGGAGAUGGCAGAAGAAGUUGACCCGGAGGGACAGAGAACGCUUGGUGUCUUGACCAAGCCUGAUCUUGUGGACAAGGGCACUGAGUCUGGUGUGGGCGACCUUAUCGAAGGUCGAAAACACCAGCUGAAUCUAGGAUGGCACUUGGUGCGAAACCCGGGGCAGCUUGAGCUGUCUGACCCGACUUCUGACCGACAUGCACUUGAGAAGGGCUUUUUCGAAACAGUAACGCCGUUCAACAGGCUGGCAAAGGAUAGGGUUGGCAUCCCAGCCCUAAAGCUACGUCUACAGGAGGUCCUCGCUACUCACACCCGACGUGAGUUUCCGAAAGUCAAAGCAGAGCUUAACAAGAAGCUCAAAGACUGUAGAGCCUCACUUUUAAGCCUUGGUGCAAGUCGAGACACGACAUCUGAUCAGAGGGAGUACUUGAUGGAUAUUGUGACUCGCUUCCAGAAAGUUACCUCACUUGCACUAGGUGCCAGAUACUGGGCAGAUCAGAUCUUCAAUGGACAUCCGAAGCUCUGUCUAGCAACACGCAUCGUGGGUUGCAAUGAGACUUUUUCUAAGGCAGUCGAGAUGCUAGGGCAUACGUACGAGUUCGAGGUUAGCAGCACAAUUGGUGGCUUGGAUGUAUCUGAAUCGGAAAUUGAGGGACGCGAUACUUUUCGCACGAGAGCCAUUGAACCACACAACGAUAUCGAAGACAUCUUAUGCGAGGAGGAUGAGCUCUCUGUACCUUUGAAACAUGGGAUCCACGACUGGCUCACAAGUGUCUACAAUGAGUCGCGUGGGUUUGAACUCGGGACAUUUGAUCCGUCGCUUCUUGCCAUCACUUUGACGAAGCAAUCGAUGAAAUGGGACAGUAUUGCCUUGGGCUAUGUCAGUGAUGCCGCGACCAUCGUACACAACUUUAUCACCGAUCUGCUUCAACUUGUCUGUCCUGACGAUCGCGUUCGAAACGGGUUGAUGUGUCUAUUGAUUGAUGAGCUACUCGAGCGGUACAAGAGAGCAGUCGACCAGGUAAAGUUUGUCUUGGAAGUCGAGAAAUCAAAGCCAGCAACGCAGAAUCACUAUUUCAAUGACACUCUCGAGAAAUGUCGACAGAAGCGGAUGCAGGAAGCAAUGUCCAAGAAAUCUUUUGACGACUGCACACACGGUUCUGUAGUCCGACUCGACGACAUCAUGGUUCAUCAUCCAAUGAGCAACGUUGAGCAUACGGUACAAGAUCUUCACGACAUUCUACGUUCCUACUACCAAGUUGCUUGGAAGCGGGUAGUGGAUGUGAUCUGUAUGCAAGCAACAGAAUACCAUCUCAUGUCCGGACCAGCAACCCCAUUGAGACUCCUCUCACCAUCCUUUCUUGGCAAGAUGACAUCGGAGCAGAUGGAGGAGAUUGCAGGAGAGGAUGCCAGGCAAAAGCGCCAGCGAAAGCAGCUCCAGAAGGAGAUUGAAGAACUUGAGAAGGGUAAAAAAAUAUUGAUGUGA